Messenger RNA from Exophiala aquamarina CBS 119918, 1116 nucleotides. RefSeq lists its product as uncharacterized. Gene Ontology annotation, biological process: fatty acid metabolic process. Bases 1 to 1116 code for a protein of 371 amino acids. The record is from RefSeq and is a predicted model, not a curated record. Lineage: Eukaryota; Fungi; Ascomycota; Eurotiomycetes; Chaetothyriales; Herpotrichiellaceae. Gene Ontology annotation, molecular function: fatty-acyl-CoA binding. The transcript is spliced from 2 exons.
AUGUCUGACUCUGUUGACCGCGUCUUCAACCAUGCUCUCGCCACAGUUCGCCGGCUACCACGCACCGGUUCGUCCAGACCUCCCCCGUCAGCACGCCUUCGCCUAUAUGGCCUAUACAAACAAUCCAUGGAGGGUGAUGUUGAGUCGAUAUUGCCACGCCCCACGCUCCCUUCCGUGUCACCCGACCCGAAUCAUUCAAAAUCCAACAAUGUCCAUCGUUAUGCCUCACGCGACUUACGAAUGCGGGAAGCCGAAGCCGAGAUUGAAAAGUGGGACUCAUGGCAUAGCUGCGCCGGAAUGUCAAAGACAGAUGCAAAGAGAAGAUAUAUUGGCACCCUAAUUGAAACCAUGAAGGAGUAUGCAAGCGGCACCCAGGAGGCCCGCGAACUGGUUGCCGAACUGGAGUUUGUCUGGAAUCAAAUCCGUAGUCAGAGUGGAAGCUCCGAAGACGAGGAUGCAGACGCAGACCCAGAUUCGCCCACCAGGAGACUGGAACGAGCAGGUCUCAAGCAAACGCUCGGUUUUGGGAGUAAUUCACCCAGCCAGAUUGCCCAAGUCGGACGUGCAGGUGGUGCUAGCGGUCGAGCAAAUUCAGAGCCAAAUCGAUUAAGGGUUCUCUCACCGGUGUCGGCACGCGACAGUAACGAUGUAGUGGAGGCGGAAGAGGUCGAUCCUGAUACAGAAGCGGUCAUUGGUCCCUUGACGACCUCAUCACAGCUCAUUUCUGAGUCGGAAUGGAGAGCAAGAAUAGAAGCUCAUCUACGACAGCUGGCAACAGAGGUCGCUGCUUUGCGGGAAGAAAUGUCCGCAAACCAUCUUCUCUCCUCCUCAUCGCUAUCGCCUUCGCUUACCUCCCGGCGAAGGCGGCUGUUAUUUCGAAUGACUUCCUGGGCGCGAUGGUUGGCGUGGACAUUCAUGCGCCAGGCCUUCGUUGCGGCCGCCUUUGUCCUCCUUGUCAUCCUUUGGGCUAGAUGGAAAGGGUUUAAAGAUCGACGGGUAGAACAUUGGGCUAGGAGGCGUUGGAACGAUGCCCAAGUACUUUAUGGAAGCAUAAACUUGUGGCUCAAGGGACUCACGGUAACAUAUGGAUUGCGUCCACGAUCCAAUGCCUCCUGA